Molecule: messenger RNA, 3000 nt
Organism: Clarias gariepinus (North African catfish)
Lineage: Eukaryota; Metazoa; Chordata; Actinopteri; Siluriformes; Clariidae
Gene: zmat4a
Product: zinc finger, matrin-type 4a
Cellular component (GO): nucleus
Molecular function (GO): nucleic acid binding; zinc ion binding
Source: RefSeq, a predicted model, not a curated record
AUGUCGAGUCACAUUCUGCUGCUCACGUGCAGCCCCGCUUGCGCGCGUGGAGCGAAAACAAAAACACCUCCGUCCCGCCGGCCAAUGAGGCGCGAGCGGCGGGGCGGAGCGUUCUGACCCACGAGCGAAACGGCAGCGCGCGACCUCGCGUCCCCCCGCCCCCCUCCCCGCCAGUACAGUUACCGCACGCACGCGCUCCACCGUUGCAUGGAUUACGGCGUUUCCCUGCAGCCUCAGCACGCGCUCGCCGAGCCUCCGACGCGUCUGCCGCGCGACUACACCACUCUCCAGCUACAGAUGAAGUCGACAGAAGUGGAGCAGGGCCUUUUCACGGACACCUACUGCAAAGUGUGCAGUGCGCAGCUCAUCUCCGAGUCUCAGAGAGUGGCGCACUACGAGAGUCGAAAACAUGCAAACAAAGUUCGUCUUUACUACAUGCUGCACCCAGUGGACGGAGGCUGUCCGGCCAAGAAACUACGAACACACAACGGCACUGAGGAAGGAGACGUGGACAAGAAUAAGUGCUGCACGUUGUGUAACAUGUCUUUUACCUCAGCCGUGGUUGCGCAGUCACACUAUCAGGGCAAGAUCCACGCUAAGAGACUUAAACUAGUGCUGGGAGAGCAGCCUGGCAUCACGGGGAAAGAGGUGGCCCCAAGUCCAGUUAAAAUCCCACCUGAAAGCUGGCCGCAGCUCAAUGGGGACUCGGAUCGGUACUGCCAGCUAUGCCACGCGUGGUUUAACAACCCAGGCAUGGCGCGACAACACUAUGAUGGCAAGAAGCACAAGAAAAAUGCAGCACGUGCCGACCUGCUGGAGCAGUUGGGCAAGACGCUGGACAUGGGUGAAAUGAAAGGUCUGAAGCGUAGCUACACUUGCGACGUGUGCAGCGUGACGCUUAACUCGGUGGCACAAUACCACGCACACCUGCAGGGCUCCAAACACCAAAACAACUUAAAGAAUCAGUUAUGUGUUCAGUAAAGACACACAGGAAGCCAACUGUAAGAUUGAUUGAUGUCACACGGGCUUUGAUCGGCUCGCCCUGAAAUCUCUGCCUCUUCCCUUUCUUUUAUUCCUUCUCCAUUCCGGCAUCUUACUGUCGUCAUCUGUCCAUCCCAACCAGGAAGACCAAACUAAAUGUUUUAAAUUAAUCAAAAAAAAAUUUUUUUAUUUUUUUUUUUAGAUGUUUUAUUUAAGCCCAAUUCUGAGGUCGUACUUUAUGUUCCAUCGCCCUGACUUCGUGGACUCCAUUGUUCAUGUCAUAGAUAAUUUACAGCUCAAUGGGAAUUCGUGUCUUGUCUUUGUGUGUUUUGUCAGUUCAACAAUUUCAACGUGUGUUGCGUUCUGUCAGCCAGGUGCGCGAUUUUUAUUCCGUUUUUUUUUUUUUUUUUUUCCACCCAGCUAAGCAAUAUGUAUGGAAAAUCUGCCAAAUGUAUUGUCGCUUAAAUGGAUUAGCAACACUGAAAGAGAAAAAUGACGAAUAGUACUUUAAAGUUGGAUGUACAGUCUGUGCAUCUCACAUUUACAACAAGGGCAUUGUGGGUAAUUUGAUAGGAGAUAUGGCCAUAUUAUCAGGGUUUGAAGUACAAAGAUCUCACCAGGUCUUUGCCUUUAACAAAGGGUUAAAAUUGGCUAAAAUUAACUCCUUUACACAAUGUUCAUCCCUUUUACUUGAAAUAUAGCUCAAUAAUAUAACUCAGCUGAUGCGUUUAGUGUCAGGUUUUUUAUUUAUUUAUUUUUGCCCAGGAGCUGAGAGGCUAACAAGAAUGAAAAGCUUCAACCCUCCAGCUUAGCAUCAUUUAUCUGCAUGCCUAAGCGAAGUUCAGACACCAAAACAUGUUAAUCAGCUAUAUUUCUGGUAAUAAGGGAACUUGUGUACAUUUUUGCAUUCAGUCUCGUUUCCAAAGUAUUGUGACUGUGUGUUCUUUUUAAUGUUUAAAAAAAAAAAGUAAUUUCCUUUUAUUAUAUACAGUAGGUCAGCUACAUUUUCAAUUGUGAUUAUUAAAUUAUUAUAGAUAUAAAUAUUAGGGAGAAUUAAACUAAGAAUUGCAUUGUCAUUUUAUAAUGAAGUAAUUAUUAGAAAAAAUUUUUGUUUAUUUUUAUUGUCAUUAAUAACUUAAUGUGUAUGUUUGAAAGUCAUUUUAUGUUGGUUAUGUGUCUGAAAAAUUGUUUUUUAAUCUGACUUUCUGGCUUUUAUUUUAUUAUAAACAAUGGAUGCAUUGUAUAAUAUUGAGAGUGUUUUGAGUUUUUAAAGGAAAAGUUCAGGAAAAGAAAAGCACACUUUUCCUGUUCGCUACCUUUGAGCUAUGAGGCUAAUAAAGUAAGUGGCCAAAAUAACAUCGUAAGCCAUGGAGUGUAAUCUGUACAGUCGUAUGGGUCAUUAUUCUUUUCUAAUGUUUAUAAAGCAACAGAUGUAGCAGGAUUUUUUGCAGUGUUAUCCAAAACAUUUUUUUUAAUUCCGCAAAUAGCAUUGUGAAGCAUUGAAACCCAAUUACAGUAGAAUUCCAUUUUUGUACACUCUUGGCCGAGCUUGGAAUUUGCUUCUGAUUGUUCAAGAUGGCUGAAUGUUCACGCUACUCAGUGUGAAGUCAUACUGCAUUCCAAAUCAUGUUAGCAAGACUAAAGACAACUACGUUGGCAUGUACUGUAUAAGAACUCCAGCGCAAAACUCACAACUUACAACAUGUCUUGAAUGAUUAUUUUCAAAAUGGGGAAAGUGUGUGUAUUCGAUUGUUUCCUGAACUACUCCUUUAAAAUGAUUCAUCUUCUUAAUGCUAGGAGAAAAAAAUUUAUAUCAUUUGAUAUUAACGAUGCAGAUUCUGUGCACGAAUUAAUGUUCUCAAAGUGCGAGUGAUUUAGGUCGCUCAUUGUUGCACUGAAGCUGUGUGUGAAUGGUAGCGUGUUCCAUUAUAGAGAGCAAGCUUCAGUUCUCUGUCCUCGUGCUAUGGAUCAUGAGAUUUAGUGUAAAUAUUGAAUAAAAGACGCUUGCAGCCCUCUUAA